AUGUUGGCCGGCUUACUUAUUCUUACUUUGGAUGACAUGUCCUGCAGAACUUGUAAUCAGAUCGUUUAUUUCAGUACUAUCAACUUCACCCAAGCAUCUCGGGUGAUCCGUCGUCAAGUGGGUCAGGGUCAGGGAGGAACUUUUGAGAAGGCGCUUCCCAUUCACUAUUCAAACCUGGCUUUGUAUGAACCCGAAGUAGAUGGUCCGAUCAAAACUUGUUGGCGAUAUAAUGAGGCUGGAAAACACGUGCGCAUAUCCAAGGUGACGGGUAAACCCAUGCCGGUGCCACAGCCAUACCUGAAGAAACCUGAGCCAGGACCAGCUGGACCUAAAGAUUCAUUCAUGAACGAAGUACAAGAUGUGACAUACAAGCCUAUCCAGAUGACUUUCGAGAAGUACAUGCAAAAGGCUCAGAUGGCGCGCAGACAGGCGUCGGUGGGCGGUCGUGUCGACAAAACAAUCUUGCACGCGUCCAGGCGAAACUACUUCUAG
Messenger RNA from Sphaeroforma arctica JP610, 492 nucleotides. RefSeq lists its product as hypothetical. The transcript has 4 exons. The record is from RefSeq and is a predicted model, not a curated record. Gene Ontology annotation, biological process: translation. Gene Ontology annotation, cellular component: mitochondrion; ribosome. NCBI's taxonomy places the organism in Eukaryota, Ichthyosporea, Ichthyophonida. Gene Ontology annotation, molecular function: structural constituent of ribosome. Bases 1 to 492 code for a protein of 163 amino acids.